GAAAAUCCCAAGUCCUUUCAAAAUUCCCACCCAGGUCAAAAUAUUCACUCACCUAUCUCAAUCUCGCCGAAAUCUCCUUCUAAUUCCAACAUCAGCAAACAUGAGUUGGAUGGAUUCGUGGUCGCGCCCCUCAAAACAUUCCGCUGUUCCUCCUCCUCUCUAUCUAACGGCAGGAGAAAGUGUUCCUUACUGUCUAACAUGUGGCCGAGUUAUGAGCACCAAAAAGGCCAGCAAAAAAACCAACAAUGAGGUCAAAUACUGUUCAGAUAGGUGUCGUAGCCGAAAGCCUGGGAAACUAGAUAAAAAGAUCGAGCAAGCCAUUGUUGCACUGUUGGACCAGGAGAAAGAUUCGGGUUUAGAAAAGACUGGUGCAAAGGAUCGUUUUGUGAAAGGAGACCAUCGGAUUGUUGUUACCUGUGAUGAAAUCGAAGAGAUUGUGUUUGGAAGUCGAUUUGAUCCCGAAAAGGUUUAUGGGAGAAGGAAAAAUCGUAAAAGCCGAGCAAUUGGCGGAUCGAACGCUGAUGCAGAAUGGAAAACUGUUGAUAUGGAAAGUAGUGAGGACUCCGCUAGCGAUGAUGCACCUCAUGAGCCUGUGAAUACAAUGAACGGGCCAAUCAUACGCCCACCACAGGCUGAAUCGGAUGUUAAUUUCAGCGUUGGGGGCGAAAGGGGGAAAGCUGAGAGAACGGAGGAGUCCGCUGCGGACUUACAGAAGAAAGUUGAUGGCCAAAAACAAGCGGAAGAAAGAGAGAUGGUUCGGAGGGCAGCUAGGAGGGCUGUUGUUUUUGGGUUUAUCGUUGAGCAGCCUCCUGAAACAAAUUCAUCUCAAGCCUUUAAGGGCUCAAAGCACAAAAGGACGACAAGCUGGGAGGAGAAUGUUGUAAAAGAGCCCAUCAGGCGCAAAUGCGAGGCUUUGAUGCAAGGCUCAGUAGUUGAGCCAAGCUAUGCAAAGGGGAAUUGGUCUAUAAGAUGGCGGGAGUAGCUAGCUAUCCCUACUCACCGUUACUUGGAUGCAUUGAUGUAAGCACUCGCAUGGAAGAGAGUAAACAGAACUCGAACAAUUGCAGGUUCAAAUUUUAUUUGAUCAUGGGGAAGCACAUAUUGGGGAGCAGCCAGCGAGUUUCGAAUGGUCACUACAACUUGAACUUUUUGUCUUCAAAAUUAUCGAGAAAAGAGGAAGCAGAUAUUCAGAUUCUGAAUGGAAAACCCCGGUUGUCAAAGGUAUCGAGACUCAAAAUAAAACAGUGUUGAAGCUUGAUCAUAC
Molecule: messenger RNA, 1264 nt
Organism: Botrytis cinerea B05.10
Lineage: Eukaryota; Fungi; Ascomycota; Leotiomycetes; Helotiales; Sclerotiniaceae
Exons: 2
Coding region: 101-982 (293 amino acids)
Source: RefSeq, a predicted model, not a curated record